CUCCAGCGCUCAGCCCAUUUCUCUCCCUGACCUCACCUCACCACCGUCGCCAUGCCUGGUCGUUAUUACUCCAAGUUUAUACCCCCCAGCCUCUCCAUGAGCGAGCUCGUUUGCCAGAAGCUCGACAACGAUGCGACAGACCUCCUCAUCGACAAAUGGCUUGAGCGGCCCCAUCGUCCCGAUGCCUACUACGACUGGUUUCAGCGCGUCCGCGAGCGACGACACGCUGCGAACACGAAUGCUCGCAAGGAACAGAUUUUGCUGUGGAAUAAGGGUGUCUUCGUCCCCGAGAACAUCUUCACGCGCACCGUCGACACGGGCCGCCUGAUACCCCUGGACCGGACAUGGGUCACUCAUGUGUACCACCACAAAUCCAUGUCGAGGCUGAACAUGAUGCCUGUGAUCUUCAGCAUGCUCCCGGAACUGAUGCUCCUGCGAGGCAUGCACGAUCGCGGCUGCGACGAGAUAUAUGUAAUUGUCACGGAUCUCAAACGCCAGGAGAUGGACCAAGUCACAGAUUACUUCAAGUACGUCUGCCAACAUGCAUCAAAUGGGUCGUGUAAACACAGCGUGGAGCAGAAAAUCAACCAUGACCACAUGCAUCUCACGCACACUUUCGAACGACAGCGGCGGACGCCAUGCUUUCCCCAACUUGAUCUCACACUAAGAGCGAUUCUCUAUGAGAAGAAGCCGCCCUUUAUCGUUCUCUUCUCCCACCAAACCAUGUCAUACUCUCAGAUUCUCUUCGCCAACUCGCUUUUUGUCCCAUCCAAGGACGUCUACUUCGACUUUCCUAGCGGCUGCCCAAAUCCUGGUUGCACAGACAACUGUUGCGAGCUUAUUAGGUUCCCAAAGAAGGGUCUCGAGACCGCGGCAGUGCUAUGUUACAGGAGGAAGGUCCGUUAUCGCUACGGCCGACGUGCUAAGGCCAGGGAAAUGUGCAAUUGGAUCGACUGCCAUGUCUGCUUCGACGACACUGCACAUGGCGGCCAGAUAGGUGAAGGUGUGAGCGAGAGUAGCAUCACGGGCAGCAGCGAAGGGAGUGAUGGAGGCGUCGAAGAGGCGAGUGCCCCGCGUUUUGCAGGGCUGGUAUGUAGCCGAUGUAAAUCGAUAAAGUACUGCUCGCCGGAGCAUCAGAGGCUGGAUUGGGAGGAACAUCGGAGGGUGUGUACGAAGCCUCACGCGGAUUAAUUUAAUUAGGGGCUCGCUUCCGUUGGAGACAUAGCACCG
Laetiporus sulphureus 93-53 is the source of this 1230-nucleotide messenger RNA. RefSeq lists its product as uncharacterized. The record is from RefSeq and is a predicted model, not a curated record. NCBI's taxonomy places the organism in Eukaryota, Fungi, Basidiomycota, Agaricomycetes, Polyporales, Laetiporaceae. The coding region runs from base 52 to 1191 and encodes 379 amino acids. The transcript is spliced from 3 exons.